Molecule: messenger RNA, 1027 nt
Organism: Thlaspi arvense
Lineage: Eukaryota; Viridiplantae; Streptophyta; Magnoliopsida; Brassicales; Brassicaceae
Source: the annotation of a GenBank genome assembly
UUCUUCUUCGACAAUGGAAUCGGUAUCGUCACGCGGCGGAGAAGCCGGCGUAAAAAACCUCGAACCGUCGAUUGCGGCAUGGCAUUUCCAGAUUGCUGUCUAUUUCGCCUUCGGAUUCUUCUUUUUGAGGCUCGUCCUCGAUAGAUUCGUCUUUCAAAGGAUCGCUGUUUGGCUUCUGAGUACCGGUUCUGCUCCGAUGAAAAUGAAUGAUGCGACUCGGGCCAAAAUCGUAAAAUGCAAGGAGUCUUUGUGGAAACUCUUGUACUAUGCUGCUUGUGACAUCUUCGUUCUCAAAGUCGUCUUUCACGAGCCGUGGGCCAUAGAUAUAAAACUCUACUUUGACGGCUGGCCAAAUCAAGAGUUGACGCUUCCAAUAAAGCUUUACUAUAUGUGCCAGUGUGGGUUCUAUAUGUAUGGUGUUGCUGCGUUGCUUGCCUGGGAGACAAGAAGAAAAGAUUUUGCUGUUAUGAUGUCUCACCAUGUGAUUACCAUCAUCCUGAUUGGCUACUCAUACCUAACGAGUUUUUUUCGAAUUGGAGCAAUCAUCCUAGCCCUUCAUGAUGCAAGUGACGUGUUUAUGGAAAGUGCUAAAAUUUUCAAGUACUCUGAAAAAGAAUUUGGAGCAAGUGUGGGUUUUGCACUUUUUGCUCUCUCUUGGCUAUUGCUACGGUUAAUAUACUUCCCGUUUUGGAUCAUCUGGGCCACGAGCAUUGAGUUACUGGAUUAUUUGGAUAUGACGUCAGCUGAAGGCACGAUCAUGUACUAUUCCUUCAACACAAUGUUACUGAUGCUUCUUGUUUUCCACAUAUAUUGGUGGUAUCUCAUUUGCGCCAUGAUCGUAAGACUACUUAAAAACAGAGGAAAAGUGGGAGAAGACAUUAGAUCUGGUAAGGCUUUUAUUCAGAGGAUGAUGAGUAGGCUUGCAAGCACGAAAGAUACGGAACAUGUUUCCACUUCUCCAACAAACCCUUUAGCUGCUGAAGAAUUUGUUCUCAGCUUCAUUACCAUACUGAUUAGAGUUGGAGGU